Messenger RNA from Thermothielavioides terrestris NRRL 8126, 4496 nucleotides. RefSeq lists its product as uncharacterized. The transcript is spliced from 3 exons. Lineage: Eukaryota; Fungi; Ascomycota; Sordariomycetes; Sordariales; Chaetomiaceae. Gene Ontology annotation, molecular function: xanthine dehydrogenase activity; 2 iron, 2 sulfur cluster binding; iron ion binding. The record is from RefSeq and is a predicted model, not a curated record. Bases 229 to 4341 code for a protein of 1370 amino acids.
CACCACGACUUGAGCACGUCCGUUUCCGCAGUCGCUGGCCACGGUUCUGGUUUCCUGGAGCAUUGUUACCCCGCGAGAUCGGCCGUGGAAUGCUUCAACGAGAACGAUAGCGUGUCUUAAAGCAGUCACUGCUUGGACCCUCCUACUGGCCUGCGUUUACGUACCUUGACUCCAUUUGAGGCUCAAGAUUAGCCGGAUAAGACGGAUUCCACCGGCAUCUUCUUCGCCAUGACGCCCUCUAUAGUUCCAACAGCACCACCCAAGGCGCCGGCCGGGACGCUGACCACCGCCUUCGACGACACACUUCGCUUCUACCUCAAUGGCACCCGCGUCGUGCUGGACGAGAUCGACCCCGAGGUGACCCUGCUCGAAUAUCUCCGGGGCAUCGGCCUGACUGGCACCAAGUUAGGGUGCGGCGAAGGCGGCUGCGGCGCCUGCACCGUUGUCGUCUCGCAAUACAACCCGACCACGAAGCGCAUCUACCACGCCAGCGUCAACGCCUGCCUCGCCCCACUCGUCUCCGUCGAUGGGAAGCACGUCAUCACCGUCGAGGGUAUCGGCAACGUCAAGCGGCCCCACCCGGCUCAGGAGCGCGUCGCGAAGAGCAACGGCUCCCAGUGUGGCUUCUGCACCCCCGGCAUUGUCAUGAGCCUAUACGCCCUGCUACGGAACAACGAUGCGCCCACCGAGCACGACAUCGAGGAGGCCUUCGACGGGAAUCUGUGUCGCUGCACAGGUUAUCGACCCAUCUUGGAUGCUGCCCAGACAUUUAGUGUGCGGAAGGACGCCAGGGGACCGAUCAGUGGUUGUGGGAAUGCCAAGGCGAAUGGGGGCAGCGGGUGUUGCAUGGAGAAUGGUGGCGGGGGUGGGUGUUGCAAGGACGGGAAGGUGGACGGCGUUGACGAUCAGCCGAUCAAGAGGUUCACCCCGCCGGGCUUCAUCGAGUACAAGCCGGACACGGAGUUGAUUUUCCCGCCUGCGCUGAAGAAGCACGAGUUUAGGCCGCUGGCUUUCGGCAACAAGCGCAAGAAGUGGUUCCGCCCCGUGACCCUGGACCAGUUGCUCGAAAUCAAAAGCGAGUACCCGACCGCCAAGAUAAUAGGCGGCAGCACCGAGACGCAGAUCGAGAUCAAGUUCAAGGCCCAGCAGUACCCGGUCUCGGUGUACGUUGGCGAUAUCCCGGAGUUGAGGCAGUUCUCCUUGAACGAGGACCACCUGGAGAUUGGCGGCAAUAUUACCCUUACCGACCUUGAGGGUGUCUGUCAGGAGGCUCUGAAACACUACGGGGAAGCACGUGGACAAAUAUUCAGUGCCAUCUACAAGCAACUGAAGUACUUCGCUGGCAGGCAGAUUCGAAACGUUGGCACGCCAGCUGGUAAUCUGGUUACGGCGUCGCCCAUCUCGGAUCUGAACCCCGUCUUCAUGGCUGCAGACGCCGUUCUGGUUGCGAAGACGCUGGGAAAGGACCUCGAGAUUCCCAUGGCAGAUUUCUUCAGGGGCUACCGCCGGACGGCGCUACCUGCGGAGGCGGUUCUCGCGUCGAUCCGCAUACCAGUCACCCAAGAGAAAAACGAGUUCUUCCGAGCCUACAAACAAGCAAAACGGAAAGAUGACGACAUCGCCAUUGUUACCGCGGCCCUGAAGCUGCGCUUGAGUGACGACGGGGUUGUCGAGGCGGCCAACCUCGUGUACGGCGGUAUGGCGCCCACAACGGUCGCUGCGAAGCAAACGAAUGCGUACCUCGUCGGGCGCAAGUUCGCAGAGCUGGAGACCCUUGAAGGCAGCAUGAACGCCCUUGGGCAGGAUUUCGAUUUGAAUUUCAGCGUGCCAGGUGGCAUGGCCUCGUACAGAAAGUCGUUGGCGCUGGGUUUCUUCUACCGCUUUUACCACGAGGUGAUGCAGACGCUCGGCGAGAAGUCAGAUGAGGAAGCCGUCGCAGAACUCGAGCGAGAAAUCUCUACCGGCAAGGAAGACAAGGAAGCGGCUGCAGCAUACAUGCAGGAGACGCUUGGGAAAUCCAACCCUCACGUGGCCGCCCUGAAGCAAGUGACGGGCGAGGCGCAGUACACGGACGACAUCCCGCCCCUCAAGAACGAGCUCUACGGCUGUCUCGUGCUCUCGACGAAAGCCCAUGCCAAGAUCAAGUCUGUCGAUUUCGCCCCGGCCCUUGACAUCCCGGGCGUGGUCGACUACGUCGACAAGAACGACAUGCCCAGCGCGCGCGCCAACCGCUGGGGCGCGCCGCACUUCGAGGAGACCUUCUUUGCCGAGGACGAGGUGCAUACCGCCGGCCAGCCGAUCGGUCUUAUCCUUGCCACGUCGGCGGCCCGCGCCGCCGAGGGCGCUCGUGCGGUGAAGAUCGAAUACGAGGAGUUGCCUGCCAUCUUCACCAUCGAAGAAGCCAUUGAGAAGGAAAGCUUCUUUGAUUUCUUCCGAGAGAUCAAAAAGGGCAACCCGGAAGAGGCUUUCAAGAACUCUGAUUAUGUGUUCACGGGAACUGCAAGGAUGGGCGGGCAGGAGCAUUUUUACUUGGAGACGCAUGCAUCACUUGUCAUCCCAAAGCCCGAGGAUGGCGAGAUGGAGAUUUGGUCGAGCACGCAGAAUCCGAACGAAGCCCAGGCAUAUGCUGCUCAGGUCUGCAACGUCCAGUCCAACAAGAUCGUCGUCAAAGUCAAGCGCAUGGGCGGAGGCUUCGGCGGGAAGGAGACACGAUCCAUUCAACUCAGCACUAUCCUAGCUUUAGCAGCGAAGAAGACGCGCCGGCCAGUGCGCUGCAUGCUUACACGCGAGGAAGACAUGGUCACCUCCGGCCAGCGGCACCCGUUUCUGGGGCGGUGGAAGGUGGGCGUCAACAAGGACGGCAAAAUCCAGGCGCUGGACCUGGACAUCUUCAACAACGGCGGCUGGAGCUGGGACCUCAGCGCCGCCGUGUGCGAGCGCUCCAUGACCCAUUCGGAUGGCUGCUAUAUGAUCCCCAACGUUCACGUGCGCGGUCGCAUCUGCAAGACGAACACUAUGUCCAACACGGCCUUCCGCGGCUUCGGCGGGCCGCAGGGCAUGUUCAUUGCCGAGUCGUACAUGUCAGAGGUCGCGGACCGCUUGGGCAUGCCUGUCGAGCGACUCCGCGAGAUCAACUUCUACAAGCCGAACGAGCUCACCCACUUCAACCAGCCCGUGACCGACUGGCACGUGCCGCUCAUGUACCAGCAGGUCCAGGACGAGGCCGAGUACGCCAAGCGCCGCGAGGCCAUCACCAAGUUCAACGCAGAGCACAAGUGGCGCAAGCGCGGCCUCGCCCUGAUCCCCACCAAAUUCGGCAUUUCCUUCACCGCGCUCUGGCUCAACCAGGCCGGCGCCCUCGUGCACAUCUACCACGACGGCUCCGUCCUCGUCGCCCACGGCGGCACCGAAAUGGGCCAGGGCCUGCACACCAAGAUGACCAUGAUCGCCGCGCAGGCGCUCAACAUCCCCAUGGAGGACGUCUACAUCUCCGAAACGGCCACCAACACGGUCGCCAACGCGUCCGCCACCGCCGCGUCCGCCUCGUCCGACCUGAACGGCUACGCCAUCCACAACGCCUGCGCGCAGCUCAACGAGCGCCUGGCGCCCUACCGCGCCAAGCUCGGGCCGUCCGCGACGCUCAAGGACCUCGCGCACGCGGCCUACCUCGACCGCGUCAACCUCUCCGCCCAGGGCUUCUACAAGACGCCCGAGAUCGGCUACACGUGGGGCGCCAACACGGGCAAGAUGUACUUCUACUUCACGCAGGGCGUGACGGCGGCCGAGGUCGAGGUCGACACGCUGACGGGCUCGUGGACCUGCACGCGCGCCGACGUCAAGAUGGACGUCGGCCGCUCCAUCAACCCGGCCAUCGACUACGGCCAGAUCCAGGGCGCCUUCGUCCAGGGCAUGGGCCUGUUCACCAUGGAGGAGUCGCUGUGGCUGCGCACGGGGCCCAUGCGGGGCAACCUGUUCACGCGCGGGCCGGGCGCCUACAAGAUCCCCUCGUUCCGCGACAUCCCGCAGGUGUGGAACGUCAGUUUGCUCAAGGACGUCGAGUGGAAGGAUCUGAGGACGAUCCAGCGGAGCCGCGGCGUUGGCGAGCCGCCGCUGUUCAUGGGCAGCGCCGUGUUCUUUGCCAUCCGCGACGCGCUCAAGGCGGCGAGGAAGGACUACGGCGUCGAGGCGACGAUCGGGGUCGACGAUCCGACGGAUGGGUUGCUGAGGUUGCAGAGCCCGGCGACGCCGGAGAGGAUCAGGCUGGCGUGUGUCGAUCCCAUCAUGGAGCGGGCUCGGGUCAAGCCGAAAGAGGGGGAGGAGAGUUUCUUCAUUGCGAUCUAAUCAGUAGGGGAAUGGAUGGUUGAGGGUGGUGGCAUGCACAGGAGCAACACACUUGGGGUCUUGACUUUUUUUGCAUCUAUCGCUGGGUUUGCAUCCUAGCCCGUUUUCUGCGAGAAUAUGGUACCUACAGGGUGAUGUCCUUGUCUGUUGUUUUC